Messenger RNA from Culicoides brevitarsis, 2196 nucleotides. It is a transcript of the gene Acadvl, whose product is annotated as very long-chain specific acyl-CoA dehydrogenase, mitochondrial. The record is from RefSeq and is a predicted model, not a curated record. The coding region runs from base 81 to 1964 and encodes 627 amino acids. Gene Ontology annotation, molecular function: flavin adenine dinucleotide binding; very-long-chain fatty acyl-CoA dehydrogenase activity; fatty-acyl-CoA binding. The transcript has 4 exons. NCBI's taxonomy places the organism in Eukaryota, Metazoa, Arthropoda, Insecta, Diptera, Ceratopogonidae.
ACCAACUCAGACGUGCAUCCAAUUUUGUUUUUUAUUAAAUCAUUUUUACGUGUUUUUAAGUCAAUUAAAAGUCGUAGAAAAUGUUCCGAGCAACUCAAAUUGUUCUUCGUAACGCGAGAAAUUGCAAACACCUUGAAUCAAAAAGAUUCUUGGCAAGUGCUCAGACAGCAACACAAACGAAGCCAAAGGAAGCGGAAAAGCGUGAAAAUUUGUCGUUUGUCACAAAUAUCUUCCGUGGCGAGUUACAAACAGCCCAACUUUUCCCCUAUCCGAAUACCUUGAAUGCCGAACAAAUCGAGUAUGUUGCUGCUUUCAUCGAUCCCGUCGAGAAAUUCUUCACGGAAGUGAAUGAUCCCGUAAAAAAUGACGCCACAGCGAACAUUGAUCAAAAAACUCUCGACGGAUUGUGGGAUUUGGGAGCGUUUGCGUUGCAAGUUCCCGAAAGUUAUGGCGGUUUGGGUUGCAAUAACACGCAAUACGCUCGUUUGACGGAAAUUUUGGGCGCUAACGAUCUCGGCGUUGGAAUUUGUUUGGGGGCACAUCAAUCAAUUGGAUUCAAAGGCAUUUUAUUAUUCGGCAACGAAAAACAAAAGGAAAAAUAUUUGCCUAAAGUGUCAACGGGUAAAGUUUAUGCCGCUUUUGCUCUGACAGAACCGGGAUCAGGAAGUGAUGCUGCUUCGAUCAAAACUCGUGCCGUACUUUCGCCCGAUGGCAAACAUUGGAUCUUAAACGGCAGCAAAAUUUGGAUCUCCAAUGGAGGAAUUGCCGAUAUUUUCACCGUUUUCGCCCAAACUGAAGUCGAUGACCCAAAAACGGGCGGCAAAAAAGACAAAAUCACAGCUUUUAUCGUUGAACGAGGAUUUGGCGGCGUCACAAGCGGUCCUCCCGAGAACAAAAUGGGCAUCAAAUGCUCGAAUACUGCUGAAGUCUAUUUCGAAGAUGUCAAAGUACCCGUCGAAAAUGUCAUUGGCGAAGUUGGAAAUGGCUUCAAAGUUGCCAUGCAAAUCCUCAAUAACGGGCGUUUUGGUAUGGGAUCCACAAUGAGCGGCACAAUGCGUGCUUGCAUCCAAAAAGCGACGGAACACGCGACACAACGAACCCAAUUCGGUAAGAAAAUCGAAAAUUUCGGCGCGAUUCAAGAAAAACUCGCUCGUAUGGCGAUGCAUCAAUAUGCGACACAAAGUAUGGCUUACAUGAUUGCCGCCAACAUGGAUAAUGGAAGUCAAGAUUACCAUUUGGAAGCGGCAAUUUCGAAAGUUUUCGCAUCUGAGUCGGCUUGGUUUGUGUGCGACGAGGCAAUUCAAAUUAUGGGCGGCAUGGGAUUCAUGAAAGAUGCUGGAUUGGAACGUGUUUUACGUGAUCUCCGUAUUUUCCGGAUCUUUGAGGGUACGAAUGACAUUCUCCGAUUGCUUGUAGCUCUCACGGGAAUCCAAUAUGCUGGUUCACAUUUGAAGGAAUUGCAACGCGCCUUUAAAAAUCCAACCGCUAAUUUGGGACUCAUCAUGAAGGAAUCCUCGAAACGUGCAUUGCGUACAGUCGGUAUUGGCGGAGGACUCGAUAUGACAGGGUUAGUUGAUCCAAAACUCGCUGAUGCCUCGAAAUUGUGCGCCGAAAGCAUCACAAACUUCGGUAGAACGGUCGAGUCGUUGCUUAUUAAAUACGGCAAAAAUAUCGUUGACGAGCAAUUCCUCUUGAAAUUGUUGGCGGACUCAGCAAUCGACAUUUACGCAAUGGCUUCGUGUUUGUCGCGUGCAAGCAAUAGUCUUCGUGUGGGCGUUUCUUCGGCAGAUCACGAACGAACAAUGACUGAGGCGUGGUGUGUUGAGGCCUCUGAUCGUGUUCAAUCCAACUUGCGAAAGAUCAACAGCCCACUUUUCGUUCAAAAUUUCGUCAAAAUGUCACAAAUUUCCAAAACUGUGUGCAGUAAUCAAGGAGUCGUCCAAAACAAUCCAUUGGGAGUGUAAAAGUAGUUAAUGAAAUAAUGUUUAAAAGUAAACUUAAGAAGUAAGACAUCACUUUUUUGUUCGAUUUUUUUUAGACAAUUUGCAAUCAAAAUUUUACUUAUCAUUAAAUUUUUUAAACAGAACUGAAAUUUUAAAGUAAUUUUAUGUUAGUUUUUGUUAAAUUUUAAGUAUAACUUAUGCAGUUUAUGAAUAAAUGAACGAUAUUUGUAUACAUUGAGAAAAUAUUUUAGAA